CCGUGUUGAUAGUUUUGAUUAUUGAGUGGUGAGGGUUGUGGGUUGUUUGUAGGGUUUACAUUUUCGAAAUUUCAUUCAACAAAAUAAAUACAAAAAAACAUGUUAAUACCAAGAAUAUUGAAUAGGGCAACCAUAACAUUUGCCCAAAACGGAUUCGGCCCAAAGAAGUCCUGCUUUGUACCAAUUUAUAAGAAAUUCUACACAACCAAAGCUGAGGAAAAUGACGGAGACACGGCGACAAUAACAAUUGGUGAUGUAACCAAAAACAUUAAACCUCCCAAGAACCCAGAAUUAGUGCCACAAAAAUACAUUCAAUAUGCCGAAGAUGGCACCAUGGAACUUACCCAGUCAGCUUUACAUCACCUGCGUUGGAUGCUGCAAAAAGAUGCUCUGAAACAGGACAUGUUUCUUUUGGGUCAACCGGGUGCACUCAGGCGUCAACUGGCCAUGCAGUUCCUGGAACUGACUCAACGUGAAUUGGAAUACAUUGCUUUGAGUCGUGACACCACAGAAAGUGAUUUGAAACAGAGGCGAGAAAUUAAAAAUAAGGCUGCCAUUUAUUAUGAUCAAUGUGCUGUGCGUGCUGCCGUCAAUGGACGUGUCUUGAUUUUGGAUGGUGUGGAACAUGCCGAACGUAAUGUUUUGCCCAUAUUGAAUAAUCUGUUGGAAAAUCGUGAAAUGCAUUUGGAAAAUGGUAAAUUUUUAAUGGCCCCAGAACGUUAUGACAAGUUGUUGGAGACAUACUCUAAAGAAGAAUUGGACUCAUGGGGCCUGCUGAGAGUCUCCGAAGAUUUCCGUGUCGUUGCCUUGGGUUGUCCAACACAAAAGUAUAAGGGUACACCUUUAGAUCCACCACUUAGAUCACGCUUCCAGUCCCGUAAUGUUUCACAUUUUUCAUUUGAGGAAAUGUUAAUUGACCUACGAUCCAAGGCUCCCAAUGUACCUGUGGAAAAUCUCAAAUCUUUGCUAUCUUUUGGUCUGGCAAUACAAUCGGCCGAUCCAGCUGCAAAUCUACCCGACUUCCCAUUAGACAAUGUACACCUGGUUGCCAAAAUGAUGAAUUCCAAUCCAAAUCUGACAACCUAUGAUGCCCUCAAUCGUCUUUACCCCUAUCGUUCGGCACUGAAGAAGGAACAACAAGAUCGCAUUAAAAAUCUUCUUAAAUCAUUUAAAAUUGAUCAAAUGGCUACAAAGGCUGUUGGACAAAUCUCUAACAAAAAAUUGGAGAAUUCCCAAAAUAUGGUUGCCUUCGAAAUUGAUGGUGUACAAGUUAAUGUUCCAGGAGGUCAACAUGUUUCGCUGACACAAAAACAAAAAGAUUUUGUUGAUUUGGAACAUCAACGUAAUAUUUUGGCCCAAAUGGUACAGGCCAUUGCUGUGAGUGAUAUUUGUCUGUUGGGUCCCAAGGGUGUGGGUAAAAACACCUUGGCCCAGCAUUUAAUGCAUCGUCUGCAACAAUCCCUCGAACCAAUGGUGCUAUACGAAGAUAUGACUUCUCGUGAUUUGAUCCAGCAACGUAUUACCACCCAGGAAGGUGAUACAGUGUGGAGAGAUUCUCCUCUUGUAAGGGCGGCCAAAAUGGGCUCGGUAGCCUUAUUGAAUGGCGUGAAUCGUGUUCACAAGAGUACCAUGACAGUGCUGCAGCGUCUUAUACAUGAUCGUGAACUGCAAUUGUGUGAUGGUACUACCCUUUUGGGCGGAGAACGUUAUGAGUCGCUAAUGCAACAAGGUUUCACAAAACUUCAACUGGCCGAGAAGGGCAUUCUGAAGAUUCACGACAGUUUCAGAAUAAUUGCCUUGGCUGAGCCACCAAAUCCCAACUCUCCCUCCCAAAAUUGGUUGACACCAGAAAUGAUGAGCUUGUUUUUGUUCCUAGAGGUACGGCCGCUACAACAAUCCGAGGAAUAUACAAUUAUGAAGAAAUUAUAUGGCAACAUUGAUGACAGCAUACACAAGGUCAUUGAUUUGUCGCAUACCUUAAGAGAUUCCACAGAUGCUACAUUACAAAACCUAGCCGGCACUUUGUCUACCAGGCAGUUAUUGAAAAUUGCCCGUCGCAUGUCUUCGUAUCCCACAGAUGUUCAUGAAAUUAUCCAAAAUACCUUCCUUACCAAAUUUAUGCCUGCCCUUCCCAGGGCUGCAUUGGAGAAUGCAAUGAAACAAGUUGGCAUUGAGCCGGAGACCUCGAAGCAGGGAGGCAAACGUAAGAUAACGGUGGAGAAUGGUGUACUAAGAAUUGGCCAAACUGAAAUGAAACUGGAACAGGCCUCAGAGGAGUCUAAAGUGCCGAGUACAUUGUUCUAUGAAAUGCCUCAACAUGUGGCCUUGUUGGAGCGUCUGCUGCAAGAUUUCUUAAUUGGUGACCAUUUGUUGUUGGUAGGCAAUCAAGGUGUUGGCAAGAAUAAGUUGAUUGACAAACUCCUGCAGCUGAUGAACAAGCCACGUGAAUAUUUGCAAUUACAUCGUGAUACCACGGUUCACAGUUUGACCGUCCAAUCCACCCUGCGUGAUGGUCAGGUCGUUUAUGAAGACAGUCCUUUGGUGAAGGCAGUGAAAUCGGGCCAUAUUUUGGUUAUUGAUGAGGCGGACAAGGCCCCGGUGAAUGUGACCUGUAUUUUGCGCACCCUUGUAGAAAGCGGGGAAAUGAUGUUGUCCGAUGGUCGUAAAAUUGUUGCCCCCGGCGACAAGGCUGCCGCUUUGGAGGAAAAUCCAGCCCAGGAAAUUAUUGAAACCCAUCCCAAUUUCCGUUGCAUUGUUUUGGCAAAUCGUCCCGGCUUCCCCUUCUUGGGUAACGAUUUCUUUGCCUCUUUGGGUGAUGUCUUCAGCUGCCAUGCAGUUGAUAAUCCCACACCUGAUUCGGAAAUUUAUUUGUUGGCACAAUAUGGCCCAUCAGUGCCCAAGAAGACAUUGGCCACUUUGGUCAAUGCUUUUGGUGAAUUGAGACAAAUGGCUGAUGAAGGUUUACUCAACUAUCCCUAUUCCACCCGUGAAGUUGUAAAUAUUGUCAAACAUUUAGAAAAAUAUCCGGAUGAAAAUAUGUCCGAACUGGUGGGCAAUGUUUUGGAUUUCGAUAAAUAUCAACCUGAGGCAUUGGAUCAGGUGACGCAAGUUUUGGCCAAGCAUGGUUUACCCAUUGAGGCCUAUGCUCGUAACGAAUUGUUUGCUCUAAGGAAGAAAAAGGAAAUGCAAUUGACUGUGAAUAGGAAAAGUGGUUUGGGUGUUUCCGGUCCCAAGUAUGGUAAAGUCGAUCCCAAAAAUGAUCCCCAUGUAGGUGGUAACACCUGGGCUGGUGGUAGUGGCGGUCGUGAUACUGCUGGUCUUGGUGGCAAAGGAGGUCCCUUUCGUUUAGAUUCUGGCCAUAAAGUACAUCAACUUUCCGAUGAGGAGAAAGAUGAUAUUCCCGAAGAGGUGAAAAAGGCCGCCCGUGAAAUGAAUCGUAAAUUCUAUGAAGAGAAAUUAAAAGAGAUUCGAAUGUCCGCCCACGAUCAUCAAUUGUAUGCGCAAUUUAGUGAUCCCAUACGCAAGCAGGUCCAACAAUUGAAAGCAAUUUUGGAUGCCAUGCAAACCAAGAGUAAAGAGAGGCAAUGGCAAAAAUAUCAAACCCAUGGGGAGUUGGAUGAUACCCGUUUGAUUGAGGGUAUCACUGGAGAGAAGAAUAUCUAUCGACGUCGUGCCGAGGCCAACCCAUGGGCUGAUCAUGUCCAAGAGAAACCCAAUCGUCUGAAACUGGUUGUAGAUGUAUCAGGCUCUAUGUAUCGUUUUAAUGGCUACGAUGGCCGAUUGGAUCGUGAAUUGGAAGCUGUUGUAAUGGUCAUGGAAGCCUUGGAGGGUUUCGAAAAGAAGGUAGUCUACGACAUUGUGGGUCAUAGCGGUGAGGGCUAUGAAAUACCAUUUGUGGUGAAAAAUAAUCCACCACGCACAGAUAAGGAACGUUUUGAAACCAUACGUAUGAUGCAUGCCCAUUCACAAUUCUGCUGGUCAGGUGAUAGUACUGUGAAGGCUGCCAAGGAGGCUGUGAAUGCAUUGUCCGAAGAGGAUUAUGAUAAUUCGAUAGUGGUAGUGUUAAGUGAUGCCAAUUUGUCGCGCUAUGGCAUUCAGCCAAAGGAUUUCGCCAAGGCCCUUAUGAAUGGCGAACCCAAGGUCAAGGGUCAUGUGAUAUUCAUUGGCAGUUUGGCUGAGGAGGCUGAUAUCAUUAAUUCCCAAAUGCCAGCCGGCCACAGCUAUGUGUGCAUGGAUGUCUCGACAUUACCGCAAAUUUUGAAACAAAUUUUCACAUCCUCUUUAUUGUGAUAGAAUGAAAGAAUGUACCUAGCAAAUGUUAGUUGUUAAGACGCAAAGAAACAGAACUAGUGAAAUUAGAAAAAUGUUUACGAAAAUAUUUUUUGUUUUUAGAAAAAAUGUUAAAUAUGUAAAAUGAUGUUAUUUAUAUCAGUGUUUAAUAUAAAUCUGUGUCUAUUUUUAUAUAUUUAAAACAAAAUAAUAUACAAACGAUGUAUAGACGAUGAAGAACCAGUAAUGCAUUUAUUUUAUUUACCUCAAACAAUUUAUACACACCAAGAAGAAAGAACGAACGGCAGAAUAAAUUAUACAAAUAAUAAAUAUCUUUAA
Messenger RNA from Musca domestica (house fly), 4608 nucleotides. RefSeq names its product von Willebrand factor A domain-containing protein 8 (gene c12.2). The record is from RefSeq and is a predicted model, not a curated record. Gene Ontology annotation, molecular function: ATP hydrolysis activity; ATP binding. Bases 100 to 4290 code for a protein of 1396 amino acids. Lineage: Eukaryota; Metazoa; Arthropoda; Insecta; Diptera; Muscidae. The transcript is spliced from 7 exons. Gene Ontology annotation, cellular component: cytoplasm.